UUAAGACUUUAUCAUUGUGCAUAGCUGCAGCUAGGCUAAAACUGCAUGUUGUCAGAGCCAAUAAUUUUAUUCUCUGACUAAAUGGUGUUGUUGUCUCUCAGAGAGGUGUUCACUCACCACCCUUUCACUAAUUAUUAUAACUCAGAGAUAAGCAGACCAUUGAAAUGUGAUUUCCUUAUGGCACAGAUAUAAAGUUACUCAACAGCUAGAAGUUAAUCUAUAGCCAAUUCUGAAAAUAUCUAGUGACCUCUGUGUAUGUAAAGAAGCAGAAACUGUUGGAACAAUGGAGGCAGACACACAGCGAGUCAACCUGAAGAGAGAAGUGGGGCUAAUAGGAGCUGUGUCGUUCAUUGCUGGGACCAUGAUUGGAUCUGGGAUCUUCAUGUCUCCCCAGUAUGUUCUUUCCACCAUUGGCAGUCCUGGAGCUAGUCUCAUUGUUUGGACCUGCUGUGGCCUGAUAGCCAUGCUGGGGGGUCUCUGCUAUGCUGAACUGGGUACAGUCAUUCCAGAGUCUGGGGCAGAGUAUGUCUACAUGCUGAGGACAGCAGGGAAAGUGGUGGCCUUCAUGUUUGUCUUCAGCUUCGUCAUGGUCAUGAGGCCUGCCAGUGCCACAGGAAUCGCUCUGAGUCUUGCUGAAUAUGUCGUGGCGCCGUUUUACGACGGCUGCUCUCCUCCACAGCUCGUAGUGAAAUGUGUGGCUGCAGGAAGCAUCAUUUUGCUGGCCAUAGUUAACUGUGUGAGCGUCCGCUGGGCCACUGGCAUCCAGGUGCUUUCCAUGAUGGUGAAAGUGCUGGCACUGGCUGUGAUUGUACUGGGAGGUGUUGUGAUGCUUUCCCAGGGCAACACUCAGAACUUUGAUAACUCUUUCGAGGGAUCAAAGCUUAGUAUCAACGCCAUUGGUAUCGCUUUCUACCAAGGCCUGUGGUCCUAUGAUGGCUGGAAUACUUUGAAUUUUUUAACUGAGGAACUGAAGCAUCCAGAAGUCAAUCUUCCCAGAGCUAUUAUUAUCGCCAUUUCCCUGGUGACGGGCUUGUAUCUGUUGGUGAACGUGAGCUAUCUGACAGUAAUGACACCUAGAGAACUCAUGACGUCCAGCGCAGUAGCAGUCACCUGGGGAAAUAAGGUUUUAGGGAGCUGGGGCUGGGUCAUGUCAGUAGCGGCUGCGUUGUCUGCGUUCGGCUCUCUGAAUGGAACGUUCUUCAGCGGAGGCCGUGUCUGCUUUGUGGCUGCCAGAGAAGGACACAUGCCAGAUAUUCUGGCUAUGGCCCACGUCCACAGACUGACUCCUUCUCCGGCACUGAUCUUCACUGCUGUGGUCUCACUGGUGGUGUUGAUCCCUGGAGACUUCCAGAGUAUUGUCAACUUCUUUAGUUUCACUGCCUGGUUUUUUUAUGCCAUCACCCUGUCUGGGCUCCUCUAUCUGAAGAUCAGGAAACCGGAGCUGCCGAGGCCAUAUAAGGUUCCCAUCAUACUCCCUGUCCUGGUCCUUCUUGCUGCCAUAUUCCUCGUGCUGGCGCCCAUCGUUGACGACCCUCAGAUUGAAUACCUUUAUGUGACUUUAUUCAUGUUCAGUGGAGCCAUAAUCUACGUGCCCUUCAUCCAUUACAAGAUCUUCCCUCACCUGUUGACCAAGUUAACAGUGUUCCUGCAGUUAUUCUUAGAGGUCGCUCCUGCAGACAAAAAUCUGUGAUUUCCACGUUGCACACUCUUCACCAUAUACAACCAAGCAGCUGCACUCACAUUAAUUUCACUCACCUGACCUGUGCAGCAGUUGAUCCAAUAUAAAUGUAUUGUGAUAAAUUCCUUUAAAAUUUAUUUUCUUCUUUUAAUUUGCGUACUGGUAGAGAGAGAACAGAGAUCCAUAAGACAUUUAUUCUGAACUUUGUCCUCUGUUCUAAAUAAUACACAUUGCACCUGCAGCUUUCUUUAUUAUUAAGUUUAUGUAUGUACUGAGAUGUAGUAACAACAGGGGGCUGAGUUUAGGCUGACCUUCCUAAAAAUAAAGUUUUUUUAAGUUACAUCUAAAAUGAAUAGUCACUCAGUGCAAUUUGUAAAUUAUUUAUUACUUUUUUUAUCCAUCAAAAGACACAGCUGAUUCAUGGUGCACUUUUCACAUGAGACAAUAUUUCAGGACAAAACAGGAGGAGCCGAGAACACCAGCUAAAACAUUGCAUGUACAUUUAUAUGCAGACCAAAUUUAUGUUUAACUCAAAAUAGCUUAUCUGAUAAAUUUUUAACGUAUGGAGUUUUUAGAAAAACAAUAUCUUGACAUUUACGUGCUGUUGUCUGUUCAGGUGUGAUGUUUAUUUUAUAUUCAACAUCCAUUUCUUUACAACUUUCUGCUGCAUCUCUCUGUAAAAGUCAUUAUGCUGGGUAAGCAUGAAGUUCUCCCAGCUGCUUCCAACAUACAGGCUGUUAAAAUGCUGCUGAAGCAUUAUUUCGCUCCAGUUUUCUUCUCUGAACCAUUAGAAGAGUUUUUGGAUGAGCCUUCACAGCUGCUCCUGCCCCCCUGUGAUGAUUGGUGGUAGAGCAUGUGAAGCCGUUCUGCACUUACGUCUGCGUCUUCUGCCCCUUCGCAGCAUCUUAUCCAGGACUGAGGAAUGGUCUCAAGGCCAUAGUGGGCUCCAGCAAUGGCUCCAGCCAUGCAGGCUAUGGUGUCUGUGUCCCCUCCCAGGGCCAGGCUGUAUGCAAUUGUCCUCUCCACACCGCCGUAGCUAUUUGGAAAGAUUUCCCGGGGCUGCAGGCAGUGCAGGACACAGAAGACGGCAGUGGGCACUGAGUGAAGAGCUGCGAUGCCGUUACCUGAAAAGAAAAAAAAAAAAAAAAGGACCAAAAA
Molecule: messenger RNA, 2836 nt
Organism: Betta splendens (Siamese fighting fish)
Lineage: Eukaryota; Metazoa; Chordata; Actinopteri; Anabantiformes; Osphronemidae
Product: b(0,+)-type amino acid transporter 1
Exons: 6
Coding region: 284-1690 (468 amino acids)
Biological process (GO): amino acid transmembrane transport
Cellular component (GO): membrane
Molecular function (GO): L-amino acid transmembrane transporter activity
Source: RefSeq, a predicted model, not a curated record